This is a messenger RNA of Anastrepha ludens (Mexican fruit fly), 7913 nucleotides long. Its product is annotated as trichohyalin-like. The record is from RefSeq and is a predicted model, not a curated record. NCBI's taxonomy places the organism in Eukaryota, Metazoa, Arthropoda, Insecta, Diptera, Tephritidae. The transcript is spliced from 2 exons. The coding region runs from base 62 to 7642 and encodes 2526 amino acids.
AGGACAAUUUUCAAGUGAACAACAGCAGAUAAGCAAAUAAUAUAUAACGCAAAGUGAUAAAAUGGGAUUUAAGUUCUGGCAGCUGAAGGCAACUGUCAUUCAUCUGCUUGUAGUUAUAAGCAUUGCUCGAUGCGAGCCCGGGUUUUGCGAUCGUGAAAAUUGUUCCGACCAUUUCGUACGUGAAAGUAUUCAAUAUACAAACGGCAAUGUAAUCUGGUUACGAGAAAAGUUUGAUUACCAACCCGCCACUAACACCAAUUUGGAUACCACAGAACCGGCUUACCGUUCCACCUUAACUCAUUAUAAAUAUCGACACAUAGUCGGCAUCAACGAACCUGACAACCACUACCAAGAUAAAAGUGAAAGCAAUAGACGGAAUUUUGAACGCAAUGAUAGUGCCGACCACACAAGGAGUUCAGAAGACCGUGAGAACGAAAAACCGAUAUCUUAUGAACACUUCGAUCAUCAAACCACUUUAAAUGGCCAAGAGGAACGACAAGAACCUAAUAAUCGCUUUAUUGACCUAGGUAAACCACUAGAAAAUAUAGAGCAACGACGAGAACUGUCUCCACGUUUUAAUGAUCCCGAGCAACGAGCUUUGGCUACCAGACAGUUUGAUGAUCGUGAAGAGCGGCAAAAAAUUACAAGGAGCCUUGACAACCUCGUAGGUCGACAAGAUUAUUCUCUACGUUUGGAUAACCACGAAGAGCGACGAGAACCAUCCCAACGGAUAAUAGACCGUGAGGAACGCUCUAUAGCUACCAGGCGGAUUAAUGAUCGGGAGGAACGACGAACAAUUACAAGGAGCAUUGAUGACCGCGAAGAACGACGAGUUUCCGCCUUACGCACCGACACUCACAAUGAGCGACGAGAACAAGCUCAACGCUCGAGUGACCAUGAAGAAAGAUUAGAAGUUACCAGGCGAUUUGAUGACCGCGAAGAACGACGGGACGCCGCCUUACGCAGCGACACCCAUAAUGAGCGACGAGAACAAGCUCAACGCUCAAGUGACCGCGAAGAAAGAUUAGAAGCUACCAGACGAUUUGAUGACCGCGAAGAACGACGAGAUACCGCCUCACGCACCGACACUCACAAUAAGCGACGAGAACAAGAUCAACGCUCGAGUGACCGUGAAGAAAGACUAGAAGCUACCAGGCGAUUUGAUGACCGCGAAGAUCGAAGGGAUACCGCCUCACGCAUCGACACUCACAAUGAGCGACGAGAACAAGCUCAACGCUCGAGUGACCGUGAAGAAAGAUUAGAAGCUUCCAGACGAUUUGAUGACCGCGAAGAACGACGGGAUGCCACCUUACGCACCGACACCCGCAACGAGCGACGAGAACAAGAGCAACGCGCAAUUGACCGUGAAGACCGAUUUGAAGCUAUCAGGCGAUUCAAUGACCGCGAAGAACGACGAGAUACCGCCUUACGCAGCGACACUUACAAUGAGCGACGAGAACAAGCUCAACGCUCGAGUGACCGUGAAGAAGGAUUAGAAGCUUCCAGACGAUUUGAUGACCGCGAAGAACGACGGGACGCCGCCUUACACACCGACACCCGCAACGAGCGACGAGAACAAGAGCAACGCGCAAUUGACCGUGAAGACCGAUUUGAAGCUAUCAGGCGAUUUAAUGACCGCGAAGAACGACGAGAUACCGCCUUACGCAGCGACACUUACAAUGAGCGACGAGAACAAGCUCAACGCUCGAGUGACCGUGAAGAAGGAUUAGAAGCUUCCAGACGAUUUGAUGACCGCGAAGAUCGAAGGGAUACCGCCUCACGCACCGACACUCACAAUGAGCGACGAGAACAAGCCCAAAGUCCAACUGACCGUAAAGAAAGAUUAAAAGCUACCAGGCGAUUUGAUGACCACGAAGAACGACGGGACACCGUCUUACGCACCCACACCCACAACGAGCGACGAGAACAAGCUCACCGCUCGAGUGACCGUGAAGAAAGAUUAGAAGCUUCCAGACGAUUUGAUGACCGCGAAGAACGACGGGAUGCCACCUUACGCACCGACACCCGCAACGAGCGACGAGAACAAGAGCAACGCGCAAUUGACCGUGAAGACCGAUUUGAAGCUAUCAGGCGAUUUAAUGACCGCGAAGAACGACGAGAUACCGCCUUACGCAGCGACACUUACAAUGAGCGACGAGAACAAGCUCAACGCUCGAGUGACCGUGAAGAAGGAUUAGAAGCUUCCAGACGAUUUGAUGACCGCGAAGAUCGAAGGGAUACCGCCUCACGCACCGACACUCACAAUGAGCGACGAGAACAAGCCCAAAGUCCAACUGACCGCAAAGAAAGAUUAGAAGCUACCAGACGAUUUGAUGACCGCGAAGAACGACGAGAUACCGCCUCACGCACCGACACUCACAAUAAGCGACGAGAACAAGCUCAACGCUCGAGUGACCGUGAAGAAAGACUAGAAGCUACCAGGCGAUUUGAUGACCGCGAAGAUCGAAGGGAUACCGCCUCACGCAUCGACACUCACAAUGAGCGACGAGAACAAGCCCCAAGUCCAACUGACCGUAAAGAAAGAUUAAAAGCUACCAGGCGAUUUGAUGACCGCGAAGAACGACGGGACACCGUCUUACGCACCCACACCCGCAACGAGCGACGAGAACAAGAGCAACGCUCGAGUGACCGUGAAGAAAGAUUAGAAGCUUCCAGACGAUUUGAUGACCGCGAAGAACGACGGGAUGCCACCUUACGCACUGACACCCGCAACGAGCGACGAGAACAAGAGCAACGCGCAAUUGACCGUGAAGACCGAUUUGAAGCUACCAGGCGAUUUAAUGACCGCGAAGAACGACGAGAUACCGCCUUACGCACCGACACUUACAAUGAGCGACGAGAACAAGCUCAACGCUCGAGUGACCGUGAAGAAGGAUUAGAAGCUUCCAGACGAUUUGAUGUCCGCGAAGAACGACGGGACGCCGCCUUACACACCGACACCCGCAACGAGCGACGAGAACAAGAGCAACGCGCAAUUAACCGUGAAGAAAGAUUAGAAGCUACCAGGCGAUUUGAUGAUCGCGAGGAACGACGGGAUACCGCCUUACGCACCGACACUUACAAUGAGCGACGAGAACAAGCUCAACGCUCCAUUAGCCGUGAAGAAAGAUUAGAAGCUUCCAGACUAUUUGAUAACCGCGAAGAUCGACGGGAUGCCGCCUUACGCAUCGACACCCGCAACGAGCAACGAGAACAAGAGCAACGCGCAAUUGACCGUGAAGAAAGAUUAGAAGCUACCAGGCGAUUUGAUGACCGCGAAGAACGACGGGACGCCGCCUUACGCAGCGACACCCAUAAUGAGCGACGAGAACAAGCUCAACGCUCAAGUGGCCGCGAAGAAAGAUUAGAAGCUACAAGACGAUUUGAUGACCGCGAAGAACGACGAGAUACCGCCUCACGCACCGACACUCACAAUAAGCGACGAGAACAAGAGCAACGCUCGAGUGACCGUGAAGAAAGAUUAAAAGCUACCAGGCGAUUUGAUGACCGCGAAGAACGACGAGAUACCGCCUCACGCACCGACACUCACAAUAAGCGACGAGAACAAGAGCAACGCGCAAUUGACCGUGAAGAAGGAUUAGAAGCUACCAGGCGAUUUGAUGACCGCGAAGAACGACGGGAUGCCGCCUUACGCACCGACACCCGGAACGAGCGACGAGAACAAGAGCAACGCGCAAUUAACCGUGAAGAAAGAUUAGAAGCUACCAGGCGAUUUGAUGAUCGCGAGGAACGACGAGAUACCGCCUUACGCAGCGACACUUACAAUGAGCGACGAGAACAAGCUCAACGCUCGAGUGACCGUGAAGAAAGAUUAGAAGCUUCCAGACUAUUUGAUAACCGCGAAGAUCGACGGGAUGCCGCCUUACGCACCGACACCCGCAACGAGCGACGAGAACAAGAGCAACGCGCAAUUGACCGUGAAGACCGAUUUGAAGCUACCAGGCGAUUUGAUGACCGCGAAGAACGACGAGAUACCGCCUUACGCACCGACACUUACAAUGAGCGACGAGAACAAGCUCAACGCUCGAGUGACUGUGAAGAAAGAUUAGAAGCUUCCAGACGAUUUGAUGACCGCGAAGAACGAUGGGAUGCCGCCUUACACACCGACACCCGCAACGAGCGACGAGAACAAGAGCAACGCGCAAUUAACCGUGAAGAAAGAUUAGAAGCUACAAGACGAUUUGAUGACCGCGAAGAACGACGAGAUACCGCCUCACGCACCGACACUCACAAUAAGCGACGAGAACAAGAGCAACGCGCAAUUGACCGUGAAGAAGGAUUAGAAGCUACCAGGCGAUUUGAUGACCGCGAAGAACGACGGGAUGCCGCCUUACGCACCGACACCCGGAACGAGCGACGAGAACAAGAGCAACGCGCAAUUGACCGUGAAGACCGAUUUGAAGCUACCAGGCGAUUUGAUGACCGCGAAGAACGACGAGAUACCGCCUUACGCACCGACACUUACAAUGAGCGACGAGAACAAGCUCAACGCUCGAGUGACCGUGAAGAAAGAUUAGAAGCUUCCAGACUAUUUGAUAACCGCGAAGAUCGACGGGAUGCCGCCUUACGCAUCGACACCCGCAACGAGCAACGAGAACAAGAGCAACGCGCAAUUGACCGUGAAGAAAGAUUAGAAGCUACCAGGCGAUUUGAUGACCGCGAAGAACGACGAGAUACCGCCUCACGCACCGACACUCACAAUAAGCGACGAGAACAAGCUCAACGCUCAAGUGACCGCGAAGAAAGACAAGAAGCAACAAGGCGAUUUGAUGGCCGCGAAGAUCGAAGGGAUACCGCCUCACGCACCGACACUCGCAAUGAGCGACGAGAACAAGCUCUACGCUUAGGUGACCGUGAAGAAAGAUUAAAAGCUACCAGGCGCUUUGAUGUCCGCGAAGAACGACGGGACGCCGCCUUACGCACCGACACCCAUAAUGAGCGACGAGAACAAGCUCAACGCUCGAGUGACCGUGAAGAAAGAUUAGAAGCUACCAGGCGAUUUGAUGACCGCGGAGAACGACGGGAUGCCACCUUACGCACCGACACCCGCAACGAGCGACGAGAACAAGAGCAACGCGCAAUUGACCGUGAAGACCGAUUUGAAGCUACCAGGCGAUUUGAUGACCGCGAAGAACGACGAGAUACCGCCUUACGCACCGACACUUACAAUGAGCGACGAGAACAAGCUCAACGCUCGAGUGACUGUGAAGAAAGAUUAGAAGCUUCCAGACGAUUUGAUGACCGCGAAGAACGAUGGGAUGCCGCCUUACACACCGACACCCGCAACGAGCGACGAGAACAAGAGCAACGCGCAAUUAACCGUGAAGAAAGAUUAGAAGCUACAAGACGAUUUGAUGACCGCGAAGAACGACGAGAUACCGCCUCACGCACCGACACUCACAAUAAGCGACGAGAACAAGAGCAACGCGCAAUUGACCGUGAAGAAGGAUUAGAAGCUACCAGGCGAUUUGAUGACCGCGAAGAACGACGGGAUGCCGCCUUACGCACCGACACCCGGAACGAGCGACGAGAACAAGAGCAACGCGCAAUUGACCGUGAAGAAAGAUUAGAAGCUACCAAACGAUUUGAUGACCGCGUAGAACGACGGUAUACCGCCUCACGCACCGACACUCGCAAUGAGCGACGAGAACAAGCCCAAAGUCCAACUGACCGUAAAGAAAGAUUAGAAGCUACAAGACGAUUUGAUGACCGCGAAGAACGACGACAUACCGCCUCACGCACCGACACUCACUAUAAGCGACGAGAACAAGAGCAACGCGCAAUUGACCGUGAAGAAGGAUUAGAAGUUACCAGGCGAUUUGAUGACCGCGAAGAACGACGGGACGCCGCCUUACGCACCCACACCCGCAACGAGCGACGAGAACAAGAGCAACGCUCGAGUGACCGUGAAGAAAGAUUAGAAGCUACCAAACGAUUUGAUGACCGCGUAGAACGACGGUAUACCGCCUCACGCACCGACACUCGCAAUGAGCGACGAGAACAAGCCCAAAGUCCAACUGACCGUAAAGAAAGAUUUGAAGCUACCAGGCGAUUUAAUGACCGCGAAGAACGACGAGAUACCGCCUCACGCACCGUCACUCACUAUGAGCGACGAGAACAAGCUCAACGCUCGAGUGACCGUGAAGAAGGAUUAGAAGCUUCCAGACGAUUUGAUGACCGCGAAGAACGACGGGAUGCCGCCUUACGCACCCACACCCGCAACGAGCGACGAGAACAAGAGCAACGCGCAAUUAACCGUGAAGAAAGAUUAGAAGCUACAAGACGAUUUGAUGACCGCGAAGAACGACGAGAUACCGCCUCACGCACCGACACUCACAAUAAGCGACGAGAACAAGAGCAACGCGCAAUUGACCGUGAAGAAGGAUUAGAAGCUACCAGGCGAUUUGAUGACCGCGAAGAACGACGGUAUACCGCCUUACGCACCGACACCCGCAACGAGCGACGAGAACAAGAGCAACGCUCAAUUGAAGAAAGAUCUGUAGCUGCCAGAAGGUUUUAUGACCGCGAAGAUGGACGAGAGCAAGUUCAACGCUCAAACGGACAUGUAGAACGAUCUUUAGCUACCAGGCGUGUUGACGUUAGGGAAGAACGACGAGAACAAGCCCAAGGCACGAAGGACCGUGAAGAAAGAUCUUUAGCUACCAGAAGGUUUGCUGAUCGUGAGGAACGACGAACAAUUACAAGGACCGUUGAUGGCCGCGAAGAACGAAGAGAUACCGCCUCACGCACUGACACUCACAACGAGCGACGAGAACAAACUCAACGCUCAGGUGACCGUGCAGAAAAAUUAGAAGCUACCAGGCACUUUGAUGACCGCGAAGAACGACGGGAUGCUGAUUUACGGACCGGUACCCACAAAGAGCGACGAGAACAAGCCCAACGCUCAAAUGAUCGUGAUGAACGACGAACAAUUAAAAGGAUCAUUGAUGACCGCGAAGAACGACGGGUCGCCGCCUUACGCACCGACACCCACAAUGAGCGACGAGAACAGGUUCAACGCUCAAGUUACCGUGAAGAAAGAUUGGAAGCUUCCAGACGAUUUGAUGACCGCGAAGAACGACGGGUCGCCGCCUUACGCACUGACACCCACAAUGAGCGACGAGAAAAAGCUCAACGCACAAGUGAUCGUGGGAAAAGAUUAGAACCUACCAGGCAUUUCGAUGACCGCGAAGAACAACGAGAUGCUGAUUUACGGACGGGUACCCACAAAGAGCGACGAGAGCUAUUCAAUCGCUCGAACGACCUUGAGGAACGAACUGCAAAUAUCAGGCGGUUUCAUGACCGCACAGAUCGACUUGCUGCUGUCCUACCGACGGCUACCCGCAAACAGCGACGUGAACAACGAGAUAUUACUCGUCGAGUUGGUAUCACCGAUGAGUUCGAAAUAGUUUCGCAUUUACGAAAAGAGUCAACUUUAAGUGCAAUGGAAUCGGAUCUGGGAACAAAGGCUAAUUCAAACCUAAAGCGAGGAUACAUUUUACUGGGGCAGGUAGCCAUAUUGACCAUAGCAUUAAUCAGGGCACUCAGGGGUAACAGCAUUGAGAUAAAAAAGGAUUUCCGGCAACAUAUAGAUGGUUCUACGAAUUUUAUUGGAUUUUAAAACAAUGUCAAACAAGGAAAGUUAACACAAAAAUUUACUUACGAAUUAUGUAUAAAUAGAAAAAUGUACCUAAAGCAAAUUUCUUGCAAAAUCGCUGUGUUAUGCAAACAAUUAUGUGUGUAUUAUAUGUGCAUCCGUAUCAAAUAAGUUUAUGAGCAAUGUAAAUACAUUUCAAUCGUUGUUAUUUAUUCUAUGUAAAAAUGUAACUGUAUUAUAAAUAUAGAUAUAUAUGUUAUUGCAAAUAAAUGAAUGAGCACUUAAAUAAACAAAU